AGUGUUUUGGCAAUUUGAUUUGAUUGGAAUCAAAAUCAGAGAGGAGAGGCUUUUGACUAAGCAGAGAAACUUUUUUAUAUCUUCAUUCAUUCAUCUCCCGUGGCCCAAAUCACAUAUUCCUAUGUAAGCAGUAAGGCAGAAGCCAGUAAGGACACAUUGAAAUGGUUAAGACGCCUCAUCCUCUUCUAUAAAUCAUUGAUUUCCCAUUUCAAGCGUCUCUUUCGGCACCCUAGAGCAGAGGAACCUUCUCUCUUCCUCUCUCAUUCUAAACCCUCUCUUCUCACAUGGCUUCACCUUCGCCCUCCCAGGCUAGCCUUCUUCUCCAGAAACAGCUUAGAGAUCUCUGCAAAAACCCCGUUGAUGGGUUCUCAGCUGGCUUGGUUGACGAAAACAACCUUUUCGAAUGGAGCGUAACGAUUAUAGGGCCUCCUGAUACUUUAUACGAAGGGGGCUUUUUCAAUGCCAUUAUGAGCUUUCCUCAGAAUUACCCAAAUAGUCCUCCCACAGUGAGAUUUACCUCAGAGGUGUGGCAUCCAAAUGUAUAUGCUGAUGGGAAAGUUUGCAUUUCAAUUCUUCAUCCCCCUGGUGAUGAUCCAAAUGGCUAUGAACUUGCUAGUGAGCGUUGGUCACCUGUCCAUACGGUGGAGAGUAUCGUUUUAAGUAUUAUAUCCAUGCUUUCAAGCCCUAAUGAUGAAUCACCUGCAAAUGUGGAAGCUGCUAAAGAAUGGAGAGAUAAUAGGGAUGAAUUCAGGAAAAAGGUGAGCCGUUGCGUAAGGAAGUCACAAGAAAUGAUGUAACAGUCUUGAACAAAGAACUGAUAUAUGGCUCAGUAAGAGGGGAGAACAGUGUGUCUACUCAGUCUUUGCUGGUGGUCGACCCACAUGAUGUAGAAUUGCUAGCGGGGGCCGGAUCCGUUUUUUAGUUUUCUUUACAUUUUCUUGACAUACUUUUUAAGGGUCAGCUUCAUUUUAACAAUUUUGGGAUUUGUUUGAGUUGAUUAUGAUGGAACUAUGUGAUUGCUGUUAUAUGUGUACUCAUAUUAUGUUGCAAUUAAUGUUGUGCUUUAAUCAAGUGGCUGUAUUUGGUCAUUUCUGGCCCUUGUCUCUUUGCUAGUUGUGCAUACUGCUAAGUGCGGAAGCCUGGUUCCGGUAGGAUUUAUUUAUGUUUCUUGCAAUGUUUGACUAACAGCUUACUUUUUCACUUUAUCUAUCACUUCACUUUUUACUUUCCGUGGAUU
Messenger RNA from Cuscuta europaea, 1237 nucleotides. The record is from the annotation of a GenBank genome assembly. NCBI's taxonomy places the organism in Eukaryota, Viridiplantae, Streptophyta, Magnoliopsida, Solanales, Convolvulaceae.